Molecule: messenger RNA, 1728 nt
Organism: Penicillium diatomitis
Lineage: Eukaryota; Fungi; Ascomycota; Eurotiomycetes; Eurotiales; Aspergillaceae
Exons: 3
Coding region: 1-1728 (575 amino acids)
Biological process (GO): water transport; glycerol transmembrane transport
Cellular component (GO): plasma membrane
Molecular function (GO): glycerol channel activity; water channel activity
Source: RefSeq, a predicted model, not a curated record
AUGAGCGCUGGGCCGCAGGACAGCGAGCGACAGACGGUCCCCGAUCCUCCGCUGGAGACGAUCAAAGAGACAAACAGUCCCCCAGAACCUCUUAGCCCACAAGGAGCGCCGAAGACUCAGGAUCCAGCGUCACCGACGUCGCCAACGCCGCCAGAUGAUGUGAAUCUGAAUAACAGCUACCAAGUCGCCGAGCGCAACAACAAACCUUCACGGCCCGGUCCCCAGCCUGCGCAUCGUCCAGACCCGCCGGCCACGUACGGCUCGUGGAGGAAUUUCAUGAGAAGACAGCCCACCGAGACCAGGAGCCUGUCUUACAGAUCUCAACCACCAUCGCAACUCGCCAGAAACCAGCCCAGUCAGAACACAAUCACUUCAUCGCCGUCCUAUUCACUAGCGGGACCGGGGUCGACUUAUUACCAGCCUGCGCCCGACAAAGUCUACGUGGACCCGGAGUACCAAGAUUAUAAUCCCCGGUAUGGUUGCAACAACGAGGCCCCCGUCUGGGGAUUGGCCAAGCCCCUUCCGAGAGUAGUGAGGCCUGGAAUGCGACGCGACCAGAGCCAGCAGAAAAUGGCUUCUGCGGGUACCCCCAAUGGCCAGACGCAACCGGCUCCUGAAAUGGGCACGACACCGGGUAUGCCGUCGGGCCAGUCGCCAGAAACUGUUCAGUCGCCUUCGGCGGCGCAUCAUGAAAAGGCUCACGAACGUACAGUUAAUGCUCCUCAGCCAGGCGGAUUGCUACGCCCGGUGCAGUCCGAGAUCAGCUUUGAUCAGCAUGAUCAGACCGACGAAAACUACGAACCCGGACCACCGUCGGAGGAAUUUGUCAAUACGUGGGCCAAGUAUCGUCACCUCCUGAAGGAACCGCUCGCUGAGUGGUUAGCUACCUGUGUCGCCGUCUUCAUCGGCCUGACGGGAACGCUAGCAGUUUCGACAGGCGGGUCUCAGGCUGGCAAUCGUCUCUCCGAAAAUUGGGCAUGGGGUCUAGGUUUCAUGGUUGGGAUCUACCUGGCAGGAGGAAUAUCCGGUGCGCACCUCAAUCCCGGCAUUUCCAUCUCGUUGUGGGUCUUUCGAGGGUUCCCUGGCCGUCGAUGCUGCAUGUACGUGGUCGCUCAGAUUCUCGGUGCAAUCACCGCCGCGGGUUUGGCAUACUGCAUCUACAGAGAUGCCAUUCUCGCUCUUGCUCCCAACGUGCCUGCCGGUGCUUCGGGCCUGGGGUUCUACACAGAGCCACAGAACUACGUUCGUCCGGUGACGGCCUUUUUCACAGAGUUCAUUGCCGAUGCGAUCUUGGUCUGUGUGAUCUUCGCAAUGGGAGACGAUAGCAAUGCCCCGCCAGGUGCGGGUAUGCAUUCCUUCGUCAUAGGUCUGGUGAUCUACGUUUUGUGUAUUUGCCUAGGAUAUGGCACAGGAGGAUGUCUGAACCCCGUGCGAGACUUUGGGCCUCGCCUUGUGGCACUAAUGGCUGGCUACGGAUCCGAAACGUUCACCGCACACGGUGGCUGGUGGUUCUGGGGUGGCUGGGUGGCCACAAUCAGCGGCGCUCUCACGGGGGCGGUCCUGUAUGACACCUUUAUCUUUAUUGGAGGCGAGUCACCCAUCAACUAUCCUCGUCGACGAAGAAGAAGAGCGAAGUUGAAGAAGGAAAAGAAAUGGCGUCGUCGACUCGGGAUUGGGAAGGAAAAGCUCCCGUCGCUCGAGGAAGGCAUCAAGAAUCUGGAGGAUUGA